Molecule: messenger RNA, 2028 nt
Organism: Drosophila eugracilis
Lineage: Eukaryota; Metazoa; Arthropoda; Insecta; Diptera; Drosophilidae
Product: homeotic protein empty spiracles
Biological process (GO): regulation of DNA-templated transcription
Molecular function (GO): DNA-binding transcription factor activity, RNA polymerase II-specific; DNA binding
Source: RefSeq, a predicted model, not a curated record
UUGAGAGGUCCUACGCCAUUGGAUCAGCGUCGUCGUGUCGAAGCAUUAGUGUUCACUAAUCAGAAGAAGAAAAAUAACAAGAUUCAAAUAGAAGGCUAGUUCAGUAACCACUUGCCAAGUGAAGUGAUAAGGCCGUCUUACAAAUAAAAAAUAAACAGUUCAGUGCUCCUUGAACCAAGCGAAACUCCCGAGAAAACCCCAAGUGUUGUAGCAAACCUAAAUGCUCUGCCCUCCAACCAUGCGUCCGGCCAGUCCCGCCGAAUCCGAAAUCUCCGUGGGUGGUGCGCCCAGUCCGCUGCCCACACAGCACCAUCAGCACCCGCACUCGCAUCCGCUGCAGCAUCCGCGGGCCAGCACCAUCGAUCUGUUGCAGCAGCAACAGCUGCUGAUGCAGCACCACGCCGCAGCGGCCGCAGCAGCCGCAGCAGCUGCUGCAGCAGCCUCCGGACUUAGCCGGAGUGCCGUCGGCAAUCUGCCGGAGGACUAUUUCCAGCCACUGAAGCGCCUACGCAUGUCUUCGUCCUCCUCGGAACCACGUGAUCACACGCCCAGUCCGCCGGCAGCAACGGUUCCGGAGCCUCAAACUAACCAGACCACUAAGUCGGCCAUCGAAGGCGUCAAGAGCUUCUCCAUUGCGGAUAUCUUGGGUCACUCCGAGAAGCAGCGGGAGGAGUCCGUUUCACCGCCUCCAAAUUCCAAUUUGUUGGCACCACCGGCCACCCGGCCCAUUGCCUCUUCCGGUGGAUUACUGCAGCCCCGGACGGAACCACUGGAUGUCCACCCGGCUGCCGCUGCUGCCAUGCUCUUGCCCGGCGGACAGAUUGUCCGGCCAUGGGACCACCUUCUGGGUCCGGCCAUGCCCGUCCGCCCCUUCAUUCCCUCCGCCCUGCUGCACUACGAGCAGCGUUUGGCCCUGGACUAUCACCGCCAGCUGCAGGAGCACUUCAACGCCCAGGCCCAACUACUGCGCCACAUGGGUAUGGACAUCAUUCCUUCUGAGAGCGGCUCCGACCGCUCCAGUUCGGCAGCCAGCGAUUGCUGUUCGCCUGAGAUCGCCAGGGACUCGGCAGCUGCUGCUGCCGCCUCCGCUGCCAGAGGAGCAGCCAGUAGUGCCAGCAAUGCGGCCGCCGUUGCCAAGGCCAAGGCCAAUGGUACUCCUCUGGAUGCACUCUUCCAGAUGACAACCAAGGACUUUGACGAGUCACAAGAUAAAUCCCACUUGGACAUCUUUUCGAACCGACCGCAGCCCAAGAAGAAGCGCAAAUCUCGCACCGCCUUCACCAACCACCAGAUCUUCGAGCUGGAGAAGCGUUUCCUCUACCAGAAGUACCUGUCGCCAGCGGAUCGGGAUGAGAUCGCCGCCUCUUUGGGCUUGUCCAAUGCCCAGGUGAUCACCUGGUUCCAGAACCGCCGUGCCAAGCAGAAGCGUGACAUCGAGGAACUGAAGAAGGACUUCGAUAGCGUCAAGGUCUUCUCUGCCCACAAAUCCUUCCUGGAGAACGUCAACGACCUCAGUAUCCUGAAGAAGAAGCCCAUGCAUGAGGCUGAUAUGGUGGGAUUGGCUGCUGCCGCUGCCGCUGCUGGAAUGGUGGUGCCGGUGCCAGGAUCCGUGCCAAUGGGAGGAGCUCCGCCCAAAUGAGGGCGUGGCCAGGUGCGCACCGAACCGCCAAGGCAACCUGAUGAUUGGUACAGAAAGUGAGCAACGAGGAGUCGAGUAUUUUGUUUAAUUUUGUGUCGAGUGCCGGGGAAGUUGGGCAGUUGAUUUUCACCCAACGGACAUCCCCAAGGUAUUCGAAGGCCCAAGGAAGUGCCAGGACAUCCUUAACAGCUUCCGAGGCCAUAAAGCAGAGGGCAAAGGCAACACUCACAGCCAAGCCUUAAGAUGGAGCAUAACCAGCCAGGACCAAGGCCUUUUACAUAGGCCAAAACAAGCCAGAAACAAGCCAGAACAAUCAUAACCGUAACCGGAUGUGGACAUAUGGAACCAGCCAGAACCAAGAUUCGGCGUUACAGCCAGGAUCACAUCGA